UCCAGGGAAAUGCCAAGCGUAUGGGAGUGGCCGGAACUCAAGGCCUUUGCGGAGAAGUUCAACAUGAAAACAGUAUGGAUGAACUACAGGGGUUGCGCUGUGGGAAGAAUGAGAAGGGCAUUGAGCCGCUUGCUGCAGUCCUGAAGUUCAACGUUCAGAAGAAGUUCAACGUGCUGGUCAAGUUCCACAUUGCGGUGGAGGUGACAGCCCUAAAGAAUGUCUUCCAGGUUCAGGUGCUCAUGGUGAAAAGGUUCAUGAAGGCCCUGUCGAACCUGUUCCGUCAAAAAAUGAUGGAUGUGAUGAUGAAAAAGAUGGUGGAAAACCAGGUGAUGCUCUUCCAGCUGACCCUCUUGCUCCGCUACCAGAAUUGGGGGGAGAUGUCCCAGACCCUGAAGAACAUGAAGGAGAAGAUGGGGGGUUCAGUGAAGAUCAGAAAAAACUGGGGGAGUGAUCAGGUCGAGCCUCCAAAACCGAUGGAUGAAACCAAAAGAGAUGGCCCUGACUCAGUGUCAGCGGAAGGGAGGUUAGGUAUUGAAGGUCAGGUUCCAGGCUCCGUGCCCGCGGAAGGAGGGGAUGGUGAAGGAUCACAAUAUGAGCCUAGCAUCUAUGAAGGUGAUGAGCAUGUGGAGCGCAUGGAAGAGGUGGAGAACCCUGACGUGAAUGACAUUUGGGGGGAGGCCCAUGGUCCGGGGGAGCCCUCUGCUCUUCGAGCUCUUCAUGGCUGGAGCGACUUUGGAAUCUAUGUCGUCUUCAAGUUCAACAUUGCGGGUGAGCACAUCAAGGUCUACUGCUUCAACCUUCAGUACAACUUCAACUUUGGGUCCAAGCUCAACCUUGCCAAGUAUGACAAGUUCAUCAAGUAUGACGUCCAAUGGCGGUGCAAUCGAACGCUGGAGCGAAAGUGUCUGCUGGCUGCGCUCAACCUCAACGAUGUGGAAGACGCCGAGAGCGAUCAGUUUGAGAUGCCUGUGGAGCCAAAGUGGAAGAUCUUCUUUGACUUCAUGCAGAUGGUGCGCAGCACAACUACUGCUCCGGUGGUCGAGGAGGACACCAAGCACGUCAAGGUGAACCAUGGAAUGAAGAAGUGCCACAACUGCGGGCAGUGCUGGCCGAAGAUGACGGUUCUUGGGAAUGUCAUGACGGUCGGGCUCCGCAACCAGGUGACAGUGUAUGUGGUGACGAUCGGGCUCCGCAACCAUUUGAUGAAGUAUGUGGUGACGGUCGGGCUCCGCUGCCAGUGCAUGGAAUGGCUUAUGAUGGGGCUCCGAUACCAGACGGUGAAUGUCCUGACGGUCGGGCUCUGCACCUACAUCAUGGAGAACCACCUCACGGUCGGGCUGAGCAGUUGCGUGGUGAACUCUGUCCUCAAGAUCGGGCUUCGCAACUACAACAUGGAGAAUGUGGAGACGCUCGGGCUGCAUGGAGCACUAUGUGGUGAUCUUCCAGGCGACGGUCUUCAAGAUGAUGUGGAGUCCACGUCACUGCCAACAAGGGUGACGGUGGAUGAUCCUCAACAUGGGAUGUACCCUGGCUGGCCGGGCCGUGGCAAGGGGACGGGGAAACCAACUCCUCGGUCGCAGCCGCCGCCACCGCCGCCACCGCCACCGCCACCAAGGGCCGGUGGGGAAGGGAUGUUCCGACCUUUUCCAGCUCAAGGACUACCUGGUGUGGCACAGGGGCAGUUCUAUCGACCUGUCCGUGUGGAGCUCACUGUGGGAGGAGUGCCAAUGGUGGGAUACCGUCAAGGGAUCCCUGGUGUGGACUACUCCAUCGAGCUCACAAUGCGAAAACCUGAUCAACCAGAUCAACGUCCUGCAGCUGAACCACCAAUAGUGGGAAAAAUGGGCACUACAGCUGAGGACCUCACGGUGGAGGAGACGUCGUCUGAUGUUGAAGUGGUGCGUCCAACGAAGGGCUUCAAGAUUCAAGAGAAUGUCAUGGCGGUCGGGCUUGGCAACCACCCGCUGGAAAAGAUCAUGGUGUCUGCGUAUGUCUGGACACUCGGGCUUGGCAUCUUCAUGAUGGUGAAUGUCAUGGCUCUGGUGUAUGUCUUGAUACUCGGGCUGAGCAUCUUCAAGGAUGUGUAUGUCUUGGCGCCGGUGAAUGUCCUGACGCUCGGGCUUCGCAACCAUGUGAUCCAGUAUGUGGCGACGCUUGGGCUCCGCUGCUGUGCUGUGCGACCUGCCACCUUUGGGCUCCGCGACCAUCUCUUGGGCUUGCUCCGAGGUAGCGAUGAUCGGUACGAUGACCGGUACGAUGAAAAGUACGAUGAUGUGGGGCUACUUCAUGGACGAGCUCUACAACAUCUUUGUGGUGAAGCCUUGCUGGGCUUCAAUGGUGCUGCAAGGGACACGCCUGGUCCCGGGGGAGCUGAAACGCUGGAGGAGAUCUAUGGCUGUGAUUGGGCCGCUCUACUUCCUGGACAUCAAGGACCAGCUGCUCUUCCUGGCCGUGGGAUGUUCAACUGUUUUUGGGCUUUUCUCAUCCUCAUGCAGCAUCAAUCGGGUCCAGCAGGAUCAAAAAAUGAUGAGUUUUUGCAGGGUUCAGGUGCCCAGCUGAAGAUCCAAGUUCGCAGUGUGAACACUAGCCUUGAAGGGUCAAAAUCUUCAGCUGGCGCUGAGAGCCGAGUAGCCGUAGCACCGGUGGAAGGCAUGUCUGCCUACGGUGGUAGUUGUAGUGGUAGUUUUGUAGCUGCCAUGCUCUUCGCUCUGCCGACGUUGGUGGCGGGACAGCCUGGUGAUGGUGGUCGCCGUGACCAAGAUGGAGACUUUGGGGCAUACCUGUUCUUCCUCGUGCUGCUGGCGGGCUACACUGCGAUGGUGAUCUUGGGAGUGCUGGCAUGCAUCUGGUGCCAACAGCUCCAUGGAGAAAGACGACAGGUUGGAGGAAAGGGCGCUGGAAAGGGACGUGCCUACUCCAAUCGAGAAAUGGAGAAUGGUAUGGGAACGAUGAGAAGGAGGACCACCGGGAGCUCUUCACGGGGUUCUGGUGAUGGUCGAACUACGUCGCCGGCCUACUCGGAAGCGGAUGGGCCGCCAAUUCAAGACCCGGAGAGGGAGCCUUUCAAUUUGUGGCGCUCUCCUGACGAGUUCGAGGAGGAUGACAUGCCUGCCAUCCCCGAGGACUACGUGCCUACGCCAAGUACUCCUGACCACUGGGUGCCGAUGAGCACGCGCAUCCAAGAACGACGUGAUCGAGCUGAAGAUGCACGUGGUGGAAAGGGGAAGGGAAAAGAAAAAGGAAAAGAGAAGGGGGGAAGAGAGAUCUUCCGGCCUGGCCAAGGGGCGCGACUUCGCCCGGCUACGCCCUCUCCUUCGGUCUGCCUGGCCGAGGAGAGCCAAGAAGAGACUUCAGUGGCCUCCACGCCUGGGACUGCUGAUGUCACGCCUGAUGAGGAGGAGGAGGAGGAGGCCGACCCGACCAUUCCGUUCCCUCAUGGAGCGAAAGCACCUCCGGCAGCCUGGAUGCAAGGACAACGUCCACCAGGGCAGCCGCAGGAUCCUUUCCCACAACAGCAGGGCCUACAGGGGCCUCAAGCGAUGCAACAGGGGCCAAUUGGGCCUCAGCCACAACGUGAACCUCAAGGAGCUGAAGGGGCGACACCAAAAGCCGCUCCGGCUUCAGAAGGGGUGACACCAAAAGCCGCUCCGGCUGCAGGCAGCACGGCAUCACAGGCCGUUUAUGCUGCUGCUGCUGCCGAUGAUGAACCUCGUGGGGGCGACCAGGCAGAGCCAGCUGGCGAGCCAGGUUUGCCAGAUGAUGGGCCACGGCGGGGUGAGUCUGACGAGGUACCCCGGCCGACCAUCUACACAGCCGCUUUUGGCACGGUCUAUCAUGUGAGGCCGAGCUGCGGAAAGCUUCGAUGUGCGUCGCGCAUCUUCAGGCAUGAGGCUUUCACACCUUGCCCAUGCGAGCCGCUACGACGUGGUGGGAUGAUCUACAUCCUGGACAACAGGUACCACACUGUGAACCACAGUGGCUUCCCUAUGAGCAGGUUGGACUUGCUCCGCUGCAGCUUCGAGGCCUCAACCAAUUGGGGGAUUCCAGGGUGA
Cladocopium goreaui is the source of this 4052-nucleotide messenger RNA. The record is from the annotation of a GenBank genome assembly. NCBI's taxonomy places the organism in Eukaryota, Dinophyceae, Suessiales, Symbiodiniaceae.